AUGAGUCCUUUAUUUGUACAAGAGUACUGCGAUUGUCAAGCUAAAAACAGGAAAAUUGAAACAGCUGCAUCCUUAGGUACAAAGGGGAGUUCCCCUUCUCGACCAAAAUGUCUAUGCUUAUCCCUGCAGACACUCAAGUCGUCACGUGAGGAAUUUUUCCAAGCAGCUUUAGAGAGUUCUUUGCUACUAAAACGUAGGAAAGUAGAGAAAUCAUGGUAUAAUGUAAGUGUAAGUAAUAAAGAAAAAAUUUGUCCACGUGAUGCAUUUUAUACCAGUGGCAUGCCGGUGAGAGUUUUCUGUGUUCCAAUUUAUUUAGAUUUUACUAGUAAACAGAAUUCUACUCGAAAAGGAAAGGACAGGAUGAAAAUUGGUUUUCGGCCAAAUGCUCCUGAAUCACGUAUACUUUACAGUCUACAGCACUCUAUUACAAUACAAACCAUGUUUACAGCAGCUACCCUUCUUUUCGCAAAUCUUUUUAAACUCAAACAUCCAUCAAACAUGGAUGAGAUCACCGGAAAUGUGUGCCCCCAGCAGGAUUUCUUAAAUCUAAACUUGUCCACAGGUAAAGCUAAUAUUCCUACUGUACCACUUACAUGUCAACAAAAAAAGACUUGUUGUUUUUAUGAAUAUCUGCAUAUACCAAAUGUUAAAAUAUAUAUUUUGGGAUUACGGAAGGCUAAAGACCAUGUCAAUGCAUGA
Messenger RNA from Echinococcus granulosus, 699 nucleotides. RefSeq lists its product as hypothetical. NCBI's taxonomy places the organism in Eukaryota, Metazoa, Platyhelminthes, Cestoda, Cyclophyllidea, Taeniidae. The transcript has 8 exons. Bases 1 to 699 code for a protein of 232 amino acids. The record is from RefSeq and is a predicted model, not a curated record.